AUGGCUGGUAUUGCCGCCGGCAAUGAUUGGCCAUCCUUGACAUCAUCAUCCCCCAAGGAAGUUUAUGAGGGAACUAUUCGUAUGCUACUUGACUACGGUGCCGCUGUUUUGGAGCACGUAGAACAUCUUAAGGAAUUGAAAGAAGGCGAGUUAAAUUUUGCUAAUGUUGUGGAACCAUUGUUGGAAAAGGAAAAAGAUAUUAUGUACGCCUUUCACACUAUGUUGUUGAAGAUGUAUACUGAUUGGCCAAUGUGUAGUACCCAGGAAUUUUCUGCUGAUGUGUACCAUGCGAAGUAUACUUGUGCGCGAGAACAACUGAAUAAACUCGCUUACCCAGAAUUCCAAGAUGCUAUAAAAUCACUUUACUCGAGAAGAGAAGGUUUAACUAGUUGGCAGUUUCGUUUACUAGAGUUCUACAUUUUGGAGAUGAAGGCUCUCGGUUUAGACAUCCGAGUUCCUAAACAGUGUAGAGUAAUUAACUCUUGGAUUUCUACUGCGGAGUCUUAUCGAAUUAGUUACUUAGGUUCAAUUAUGUCUACAAAUGAUCAGAAUGUGUUUAAUGUUACUGACCGGUCUACCUUAUCUGAUGCGCCUCCUUACGUUUUAAAAUUACUUGCCGUAGACGAGCAUGAUGUGGAAAACGGGCCUUGGCGAGCAAAUAUGUCACCAAAAACAAUAAUGCCUCUUUUACAGUACUGUUCUGAUAGGGAGGUGCGCCAACUUGCGUGGUCCAAGUGGACAUCACGAGCUAGUUUCGAGCAUGAUUUUUACAAUAACUCUAUUAACAUUGAGGAAAUACGGCAUAACCAAGAGGGCCUUGCAAAGGCGCUUGGUUAUCCUUCAGUUGCUGAACAUCGUUUAGAAAAUAAAAUGGCCGGUUCUCCAGAGAUUGUGAGGAUAUUUUUAAAUGCGUUGAAAAAGCGAAUUCGCCCAGUUUUUGUAGAUCGCAUGGAGGCUUGGACAACAUAUGCAAACGAAAGAGAGGGGAUAAAAAGUGAUUUAAUGCCGUCUGAUUUAUUCUACAUUUGUCGUAAAGAAGCACUUGCGUAUUAUAAUUUGGACAUGAUGAAUUACUUUCCAUUCUGGUCAACGUUCGAAAACCUCACAGAAGUGUUGUCAUACAUUUUUGGUCUGACAUUUAAAAAUAUUUCUGACAAAGAGCUAGAGAGAUGCCAUCCUGAUGUCCGUAUUUAUGAAGUACAAGAUCAAUUCACAGGGCGAUAUUAUGGACGUCUUUACGUUGAUCCUUUCGAGCGUCCAAACAAAAGGAAAGGAUGGAAAGUGCUUUUAGGAAGAAAACGGGGAUGGGAUAAGAUUGUUUAUUUGAUUGCUGAAGCAGAUGCUCCUAAAGCCGAGCUCCCAUCGCUGUUACACUAUUCACAGCUUCAGCAACUCCUUUUUAGUACAGGGCGCGCAGUACAAAUACUGUUAUCUGAAUCUCCUUACCGUGACAUCACUAUACCUUGGGAGCCGACAUAUGCAGCUGAUUGGGAUGCUGCUGAUUUUUUUCCACUUUUCACUGAAUUUUUUGUCUAUAAACCGAACCUGCUCUCUGUAAUAGCAUCUCCGCAUCGAAAAACUGGCCAGGCUUUGACGGAGGAUUCGGCCAAUAAUUUUUCUUUAAGUCUAGCACGCGCUACAUUGUGGGAAUCUUACCGAGCAUUGUUUUGGGCAGACUAUGACCUUACUAUUUUCGAAAUGGAAGAUAGAAGAAAGAAGUUUUGGUUAGAUGUGUAUCGAGACAUGUAUAAGGACUAUUUUCCAUUCCGUAGGGAAAGAAAUGAUUACCAUCCUUGCUCUUUCACUCCAAUAUUUGAUUCUGCCCAGUAUAUGUGCUCGUAUUAUCGCAAGCUCUGGGGAGAAAUGUUAGCUUUCGAUAUUCACGAGACUUUCAACAAUGAAGAUGACGUUCCGACUACUGGAGAACGGCUGAAGACUACAAUUUUAUUAAAAGGAUCUGGAGAUUUGCAAAGUGAAUUGUACCGGAGGUUUCAGGGAAGAGACCCAGUGUUGCAUCCAAUAUGCGAUUUCUACGAUCCUCCCAGGGGACUGCUUGACAAAUUAAGUCGCAAUUUCAGAAAUUUUUCUUGUUCAAGUAUAGAACAGUUUAGCGAAUAA
This is a messenger RNA of Enterobius vermicularis (human pinworm), 2118 nucleotides long. The record is from the annotation of a GenBank genome assembly. Lineage: Eukaryota; Metazoa; Nematoda; Chromadorea; Rhabditida; Oxyuridae.